AUGGCGCAGCGCGCAUUGUUGGGUUUAACACUGGCACGCACCGGUCGCGGCUUGGCCUUGCGCUUGCCGACUCGGGUUGUUGGCUCGACACCGGCGUUCCGCAUUGUGAACGCUCAUACCCGUCGCUACAUGGGUACAACGGAGCAUAUCGAGCAGGACGCUGCAGCCUCUCCCUUGGAGCGCAUGGCCCCAGAUCGCAAGCCAUCAUUCGACGAUACCAUGAGUCUCCUCCGCAAGGCACAGCACGAUCCCCUGAUCCACGCUGUCUGGUUGGACUUGGAUGGUUACGCCGCACCCUUGACCAGAACAGCCGAGCUAGUCCAGCGUAUUCAGCAACUGCAAGCGGCUGGAACCAAGGUUUACGUCUAUGGCACAGUCAUUACACACGCGGUGUGUUUGGGUGCACCACAACUCUUUGGCAUUUUUAUCAUCAUGCCAGUGGCUCUUGUUGGCGCGGCCGCUGAGCGUUUCUUUGCCCCCAGCUCUGCCUCUGUCAACUUGCAUGGCUUCUCCUUCCGCGUCUCGGCCUACAAGCCGUUCUUACAAAAGCUUGGCCUGGAUGUAGAGGCGGUCCGCUCUGGCGAGUUUAAGGGUAUUGUCGAUACCUUUGCUGCCGAUGACGUCAACCCGGCGGUCGUGCAAAACAUGGGCGAUCUGCUUCGCGGCAUGACCAAAAGCUACACGGAGCGCCUCAGUCAGCUCGUGGAAAGCCUGGAUGCGACCGCCGCGGCUCAAUUGCUGGUCGAUUCGCCCGCCAUUGAUGACUUGGCCCAGCAUUUUCCAAAUCUGCAGAUUGCUUACAAAGACGAAGCAUAUGCGGAUGUGGUGCGCACGCACAAGCCCGAUGCUGCACCAAAAACGCGCUUUGUCGUUCCAGAGAAGCGCUACGCUCGCUUUUCUUUGAAAAAGAUUGGAGUCGCCAUCUCUGCCAAGUCUUCACGCGUCGGUGUCAUCCGUUGUGGCGGCACCAUUGUCUCUGGCAAGGGGCAACGUGGCUCCUUUGGGCAGGACAACAUCAUCCCCAUGUUGUGGGAAGCGCAUCGGCGAGCCGACAUUGAUGCUGUGGUGCUGCGGGUCGAUUCUUCGGGUGGCUCUGCGCUGGCCAGUGAUCUCAUUGCGCGCGAGGUGGCGCGCUUGGCAGCUGUGAAACCGGUCGUGGCCAGCUUCGGGACCCUGGCCGCUUCUGGCGGCUACUACAUCUCGGCACUAGCUCACACUAUUGUAGCUGAUCCGAUGAGCAUCACGGGCAGCAUUGGCGUGGCCAUGCUCCGACCCAACGGUCAAAAGCUCAUUGACGACAUGAUGGGCGUGCGCCAUCACUUGAUCAGUGAGCCCGGCCCACUGGCACGCGUCAAUGACUUUUAUGCACCCAUGUCUCCCGAGGUCCGCGCCUACUUGGACAAGCGCAGUGAAGAGGUGUACCAUGCCUUUCUCAAGAUUGUUUGUCAAGGGCGAGGCAUGAGCUUGGAGGAGGCCGAGAAGCAUGCCAAAGGUCAAGUGUUCUCGGCUGAACAAGCACAGCAGCGCGGCCUUGUGGAUCAACUUGGGAGCCUGCAGGAUGCAGUGGACCAGGCGGCUAAACUUGCGCAAAGGCGACAAGUCACGCCUGGACAAACCCUUUAUGAAGUUUUGCGGCCCAAGAUGUCCUUCCUUCAGCGCCAGUUUAUGGGCUCCAACAAGUUUGUGAUUGAUGCUCUCGGCUUCCCCAACAUCAAUCAGCUUCUUGCGUCAGGAAUUGUACUUUUCCUUUGUGUCUUUGCUCUUUACCUCUCUCUUUCUCAAACCGACCAAACCAAUUCAUUCUCUCUCUCUCUCUCUCUCUCUUGUCUCUCUCGCCUUACAUAUAACAAGCCUUUUCUCAUCAACGUCAUCGACUCCCCGGGUCAUAUUGACUUUUCUUACGAGGUCUCCAGCGCCGUGCGUCUCUCCGAUGGCUGUAUUGUGCUAGUGGAUGUGGUCGAAGGCGUCAGCGCACAAACGCACGCCGUGCUUCGCCAGGCUUGGAUGGAGAACCUCAAGCCUUGUCUCGUUCUCAAUAAACUCGAUCGGCUGAUUCUGGAAUUACAAAUGACGCCCGAGGAGGCGUACGAGCACAUGCAGCGUAUUCUGGAGCAGGUCAAUGCCAUCACGGCGUCGCUGUUUACCAGCCGCAUGAUUGCCCGCUUGGACCAGGAGCAAGAGAACACCACCGAUACCGGCGAGGGCGCUGUUGAGUUUGAGUGGGACGAUACGAUGGAUGAUGAUUCGGGUCGCUAUUUUGAGCCCGAAAACGGCAACGUCGCCUUUGCGAGUGGAUACGAUGGUUGGGCGUUUAGUGUGGACAGUUUUGCCACCUUGUUGGCUCAAAAGUUCAAGUGCAGUGAACGUGCUCUGCGCCGAUGCCUCUGGGGUGACUACUAUCUCACGCGUGAGAAGGGUGUCACCAAGGUCAAAAAGGGUGCGCGCAUGAAAGCUAAAACGCCCAUGUUUGUCAAGUUUGUCCUCGAGCCGAUUUGGGAGCUGAACAAGGUGAUUAUGGACAACAAUGAUCGUGAGCGCAUGCAGAAGAUGAUUGCGGCCCUCAAUGUCAAGGUCUCUGCCCGUGAACUUCUGGCUGACCCACGGACGAGGUUGACUGGUGUCAUGUCAGCUUGGUUGCCCUUGGCCAAGACCAUUUUGGAUUUGGUCUGCCGUGUGCUGCCCAGUCCCAAGCAGCUCGAGACUGAACGUUUUCACAACUUGCUCAACACUGGUCUUGCGCCGACACAGGCCCUGCCUGAGGCCCGACAGCGAUUGGCCGAAGGCAUGUGCGCUUGUGCCGUCGACGAGGCAGCCCCAGCCGUCGUUGCCUACGUGUCCAAGAUGGUAGCCGUCCCUCGUGCUUCCUUGCCAGAGAACGAGCGUCAACAAGCGUCCAUGGAAGAACUGCAAAAGCGCCGAGCCUCGAUCAUUGCACGUCGAAAGGCUGAGGCAGGCGAAGCGAAUGUCGGCGAAGCGAAUUCGGACUCGGAUAUGCCACUCGUCGAUGCAGAUGGGCAUCCGCUGGAUGCCAACACCAACUCGAAUACGAGCACCGCCGAAGACGAGGCCACUGCUGCGGAGGAAGCGCCAGAGGACCCCAUCGCCUUUGUGGCCUAUGCACGGGUCUUCUCAGGCACCCUUCGCCCGGGCAUGCAGAUUCAUGUUUUGAGCCCAAAGUACGAUCCUGCGCGCCCAACCGAGCAUGUGACCACAGUAACCGUGGGUCGACUCUAUCUCUUCAUGGGCCGAUCAAUGCUGCCCUUGCAAGAAGCUGUCGCUGGGACUGUGGUGGGCAUUGGAGGACUUGAUGGAACGGUGCUCAAGUCUGCCACCUUAUCCAGUUCUCUCGAAUGUCCGCCUCUGAGCGGCAUGUAUCAACACGUCAAGCCCAUUGUGCGUGUUGCUCUGGAGACGGAGCGUAUUCAAGACAUGGCAGCCCUGAAGCGCGGCCUGAUCUUGCUGAACCAGGCCGAUCCUUGCGUUGAGACGUAUGUGCAAGAGACCGGAGAACACGUGCUGGUUGCCGCAGGCGAGGUGCACAUUGAGCGCUGCCUGACAGACUUGAAGGAACAGUUUGCUCCCGGCAUUAAGAUCCACGUUUCCCCGCCGAUCAUUCCCUUCCGCGAAACAGUGAUUCCACCACCCAAGAUGGACCAAGCAAAUGAAGAAAUCGCACUCCAAGCCGACAAGGGCGAGCGCAACGUUUAUCUCCUGGAUGACAGCGUGGAAGUAGAUGAUGACAUGAUCGUCACUGUGGCAACGGCGGAUAAGGCAUGGACGCUGCGCGUUCGCGCUGAGCCUCUUCCAAGCCCCAUGCUGGCUUUUCUGGAUGAAAAUCAAGAUGGUCUGCGUGCGCUGACCUCACGCCUUGAUGAAGGGGAUCGUUCUGAUCCUGGUACGACCGAGGAGAGCGAAGAACGUGCACGGGCAGUGCUCGAGGCAUUUCAAGCUGCAGUCGCGAACAAAGAUGACCCUUGCGACUUGUUGCCAGAGGACGUGGUGGCCUUUGGGCCACGAGGCUGUGGCCCCAACAUCUUGGCCAGCAAUCUUCCCGAGCUGCAAAGUAUCGCGCUCUUUGCCAAGCUUGGCGUCAUGUCACUCCCACCGGCAGCAGACUUGAAGACCGACGUUGUCAAUGCCCUCAACUCAUUCAAAGUCGGCUUUGAGAUUUUCGCCCAGACUGGGCCUCUCUGCGAUGAGCCCGUACGUGGCGUCUGCAUCCGGGCCUUCCUUGUGCAACCCUGCCGCUUGAUGCUGGCCAUGUUCAAGUGCAAUCUACUGGUCAACUCGAAUGCCCUUGGCAAGGUCUACACGGUCAUCAACAAGCGCGGUGGCCGCGUUGUAUCGGAGGAAAUGAAGGACGGCUCUGAUAGUUUUGAGAUCUUGGCACACAUUCCCGUCACGAAUAGCUUUGGAUUUGCCGAAGAAUUGCGCAAACGCUCUUCGGGCCUGGCCGUCCCUCAGUUGAUUUUCAGCCACUGGGAGGUCUUGGAGGAAGACCCUUUCUGGAUUCCGACAACAGAAGAGGAGAAGGCGCAUUUCGGCGACAAAGGCGAUGCACCCAAUGUGGCACGUGACCACAUGAACGGCAUUCGCAAGCGUAAAGGUCUUGCUGUUGAAGAAAAGCUCGUGGAGCACGCAGAGAAGCAGCGCACCAUGGCUCGCAAGAAGUGA
Monosiga brevicollis MX1 is the source of this 4674-nucleotide messenger RNA. RefSeq lists its product as uncharacterized. Gene Ontology annotation, biological process: cytosolic ribosome assembly; proteolysis. The coding region runs from base 1 to 4674 and encodes 1557 amino acids. Gene Ontology annotation, molecular function: peptidase activity; ribosome binding; GTP binding. The transcript has 40 exons. Lineage: Eukaryota; Choanoflagellata; Craspedida; Salpingoecidae. Gene Ontology annotation, cellular component: cytosol; ribonucleoprotein complex. The record is from RefSeq and is a predicted model, not a curated record.